Cervus elaphus (red deer) is the source of this 1178-nucleotide messenger RNA. Its product is annotated as serine/threonine-protein phosphatase PGAM5, mitochondrial-like. NCBI's taxonomy places the organism in Eukaryota, Metazoa, Chordata, Mammalia, Artiodactyla, Cervidae. Gene Ontology annotation, cellular component: mitochondrion. Gene Ontology annotation, biological process: positive regulation of mitochondrial fission. The record is from RefSeq and is a predicted model, not a curated record.
UGAAAGAUGCUGGGAUUCUUGGCCUCCUCAGGAGAAGAAUUCAAUCCGGGGCCAGUGAUGAGGCUUGAUCACUCAGAGCUUUUGUAUCACAAAGUUUUAUUAAAGUAUAAAAGAGCCGCGUGGGGUCGACGCGGGACUUGACCGGCAUGGCGUUUCGGCAGGCGCUACAGCUGGCGGCCUGCGGCCUGGCAGGGGGCUCGGCCGCGGUGCUCUUCUCGGCUGUGGCAGUGGGGAAGCCCCGCGCGGGGCGGGACGCGGAGCCGCGCGUGGUCGAGCCCCCGGCGUGGGCGGGGGCCGCGCGCCCGGGGCCCGGCGUCUGGGACCCCAACUGGGACAGGAGAGAACCACUGUCCUUGAUCAACCUGCGGAAGAGGAGCCUAGAGCCUGGAGAAGAGGAGCUGACAUCCAGGCUGGACCACUGCAAGGCCAAGGCCACAUGGCACAUCUUCCUCAUCAGGCACUCCCAGUACCACGUGGACGCCUCCCUGGAGAAGGACCGCACGCUGACGCCCCUGGGUCGUGAGCAGGCUGAACUAACUGGUCUGCGACUUGCAAGCUUGGGGUUAAAGUUUAAUAAAAUCGUCCAUUCCUCCAUGACCCGUGCGGUAGAAACCACUGACAUCAUCAGUAAACACCUGCCAGGCGUCUGCAAGGUCAGCACAGACCUGCUGAGGGAAGGCGCCCCCAUCGAGCCCGACCCCCCUGUUUCUCACUGGAAGCCGGAGGCUGUGUAUUAUGAAGAUGGAGCGCGGAUCGAGGCCGCCUUCCUGAACUACAUCCACCGGGCAGACGCCAAGCAGCAGGAGGACAGCUAUGAGAUCUUCAUCUGCCAUGCCAACGUCAUCCGCUACAUCGUGUGCCGGUGAGGGGUCCUGCUGGGUGCCCUUGGCCCUGCUCCCCCUCCUGCCUGCCUGUGCCUCCAGAGUUUCCUCCAGGUCCAGCUGGUGGUCUGGUAGAGUGGCUUUCAGUCCAGUUUUCUCAUGACUGUGUGUUUUUGGUGGGAACAGACCAGACAAAGUGUCCUUCAUCGGCAGUCUUUCCUGGGCGAUGUUGUGGUUGCUUGGUUCAGGUGCUAUGCGCCGGCUGCUCACAUUGCGAAGUCAUAGUUUAUAUGCCAACACCCCGUUUCCCUGACAUGCAGUGACUGGUUUGGCACCUGUCGCUGGAUCAUGCCACUG